Sinocyclocheilus anshuiensis is the source of this 1598-nucleotide messenger RNA. Its product is annotated as protein FAM60A-like. Gene Ontology annotation, biological process: negative regulation of cell migration. The record is from RefSeq and is a predicted model, not a curated record. The transcript is spliced from 6 exons. NCBI's taxonomy places the organism in Eukaryota, Metazoa, Chordata, Actinopteri, Cypriniformes, Cyprinidae. Bases 130 to 921 code for a protein of 263 amino acids. Gene Ontology annotation, cellular component: Sin3-type complex.
UCGGCGCAUGCGUAAACAUUUACUAUACUCAGAAAGUGAGACAGUAACGAGUGGCGCAUUGUUAAAUGAGUAACGCCUGUAACUCUUGGAUUUCGCUGUGUGGUUUGACUUUAACUGCUCCAAGUCGAGAUGUUUGGCUUUCAUAAGCCAAAGAUGUACCGCAGCCUUGAUGGAUGUUGCAUCUGCAGGGCAAAAUCCUCCAGCUCUCGUUUCACUGACAGCAAACGCUAUGAGAGAGACUUUCAGAGCUGCUUUGGUUUAGGGGAGACUCGCUCUGGUGAAAUCUGCAAUGCUUGUGUUCUGUUGGUGAAGCGCUGGAAGAAGCUUCCCGUCGGUUCCAAGAAGAACUGGAAUCAUGUGGUUGAUGCGCGAGGGGGACCCAGUCUGAAAACUACAGUGAAGUCAAAGAAAGUCAAAUCCCUGUCCAGUCGGAUCAGACCGAACCAGCUCAGCAGAGUUCAGAAGGAACUGAAGAGACACAAUUCAGAUGCUCACAGCACCACCUCCAGUGCCAGCCCUGCCCAGUCGCCCAGCUACAGUAACCAAUCAGAUGAAGGCUCUGACUCGGAGUUGACUCCUGGCUCUGCCCGCUCUCCAGUCUUUUCCUUCUUGGACCUGACAUACUGGAAAAGGCAGCGGGUAUGUUGUGGCAUCAUCUAUAAAGGUCGCUUUGGGGAGGUUCUGAUUGACCCUCAUCUCUACAAGCCCUGCUGUCAGAAAAAACAGGAGCAAGAGCAAGAGCAAGAGGAAGAAGAAGAAGAAGAGGAGGAGGAGGUGGAGGAGGAGGAGGAGGAAGAAGAGGAGGAAGACGGUGACCUUGAGAAAGAGGAGGUGCAGAGCAGUCAAGAAAUUCUCUCGUCCAUUCAACCGCACUCCUCUCCUCAAAUAGAAAUGGAGCAGGAAGUGGAUGAGGAGUGGUGAUGCCACAUUCCCACAGUACUGAUUUGGCAUUCUUAGGAAGCCUUCGAGAGUCGAAACCCACUCUCAAAGACGUUCUCUCGGAUUGCCUUCGAUUCAAGAGCAGCCGGAUCCUUGCUCGUCUUUUCCUGUUUCUUUCUUCCUUGUUGAGAAUGUGUCUCUUUCAUUUCCUUCGCAGUCAAAUCAACUUUUAUUUAUCAAACUGAACUGUCGUCCUUGUUUUCAAGAGCCUGGUACCACGUUAUUCCAUUUCCUAUGAGGAUUUUAUUUUUUUUGUAGACCAGAGAAAAUGAGUUUCCUUUCUUGCUAUCCCGCUCAAACACAGAAUGCUGGAUCUACAUACAUCAUGCAUAGAAAUCUAGACCGUGACCACAAUCCUACGCUGUCACUUUUAUACUCUUGAGCACCAUUCUGCCCUUCCGUUGGGGAGACUGUCUCUCUGCACUUAGUGUACAGUAUUUAGUAUACAGCAAGCAGCAUCUGCUCAAUUCUAGCUCAGUGAAGAUGAUGUUCCACCAUUUUGCUGGGAUAUAGCGAUUAUUUAGGGAAGAUCUUUGCCUUUUAUAUAUAUAUUUUUUUCUAUCUUUGUCUUUAUUGUUAAGGUGUACUCUGAUUUUUCCUCUGUUUUAUUUAAAGGUACAGGUCACCUAAGUGUUUUUUUUUUUUUUUUUUUUAAAUGU